This is a messenger RNA of Fusarium keratoplasticum, 2139 nucleotides long. Its product is annotated as HTH CENPB-type domain-containing protein. Gene Ontology annotation, cellular component: nucleus. The record is from RefSeq and is a predicted model, not a curated record. Bases 1 to 2139 code for a protein of 712 amino acids. The transcript is spliced from 3 exons. Lineage: Eukaryota; Fungi; Ascomycota; Sordariomycetes; Hypocreales; Nectriaceae. Gene Ontology annotation, molecular function: DNA binding.
AUGACUCAACCUCUCUCACUUCGUGCCGCCAGCUCACGCCACCCCGGAUCCUCUGUUGCCUCUAUUCAGAGGAUCGUGACGAGGCUAGAGACCGGAUUUACGCCUCAGCAAGUCGGCAGACCGCGGGUCCUCACAGACGAAGAAGAUGAAGCUAUCGUGGCCUUCGUCAUCUGGAUGGAGAGGUCCGGAUUUCCCGCCUCUAAGCCUGAGAUAGAAGAUGCCGCCACAACCCUCCGUCAGCGCAGGAACCCUGAUGCCGAUCCCGUCAGCAAGAUGUGGUAUGCUCGCUUCCGUGACAAUCAUCCUGAGCUUGAGCAGGCAUUCCUCAAAGCCGCAGAACAGUCUCGUGAGUCCUGGGAAGCCGGCGGUCUCGAUGACCUCAAACAGUGGUUCAAGAACCUUACUGAGACCAUCCGGAGUCAUAAUAUCAGCGCUUCUGAGUGCUGGAAUACUGACCAGGCCGGUAUUAGGAUCGGUAUCCUCAGGGAAAGCGUUAAAGUCCUCGUCGUACGGACAAGGCGAAGGACAAGGAAGCAGGUUCUCUCCCCUUCCAACCGGGAGACCUGUACCCUCAUCGGUACAGGCAGCGCGGCGGGUGAUACGAUGCCGCCGUGGCUUAUCUUCAAGACUUGGCCUACACUAGAUUGGGCGUAUAUAGAUGCCGAUCCUGAUAUCCGCUUCGCCCAGUCCGACACGGCCUUCUCCAACGGCGAGAUUACUCUCGAGUGGAUGAUACACUUCAACCGGUGUUCCUGGGCUAAGUCCGCUAAGGCACAGCAGAUCCUGUGCGAAAGCACGUUCAAUAUGAUAUUCCCCCCUAUCUCUCACGCCGCUGAUACGACUAUCUGGAGACUCAUCGUCUUUGACGGCUUCACGGGACACGGAGUCUUCGCCGUUAGAGAGUAUUGUGCGAAGUUCUGUAUCAUCACAGCUCCCUUGCCUCCUCACUCUACGCAUGUACUACAGCCGAUGGAUGUUGGGGUCUUUCAGCCGCUGAAGAACGCCCACCAGAAGCUUCUCGGCAAGUGGCUUCGGAAGGGCAAUAUCUCCUUCUCCCGCACUGACUUCGUCCGCGGCUUUCAGGAAGUCUUCGAGGAAGGAUUCACGGCACAUAAUAUCAUCUCAGGCUUCGAGAAGUCAGGCAUCUAUCCACCAAAUCCUAAGCCGGCGAUAGCAUAUCUGGCCAAGAAGCAGCUUCAGGCGAAGCAGGCUGUUGACCCGGCCUUUGCCUCCCUCCUUCCUCAGGAAUCUCGCUUCCAGGCCGCCGCAGAUACCGCCAAACGACUCUCAGACCGCUACGGCGAUACCUUCAGCUCCCCCACGCGUGCCGGACUUCGUCAGAUACGUAAUGUCGUCACGGAAGCUGUGGUUCUUGAAUCUACAGUCACUGCUUAUGUCGAUGACCGCCGGGCUCGGAUUGAGAAGAGAUACAACGCCACGAAAAGAGGGAAGAGAGCGAAGCCGAUAGGAGAUUUUAGUCACAACGUUAGUCUGCAGGAGAUUCGAGACCAGCAGGAGGAGGUUAUCGCCGAAGCCCGGCAGAAGGAGGAGAAGGCACAGGUCCGGACCGCUCGCAGCCUCGUCAUCCAGGAGAUGAAGAAGAUCAAGGACCAAUGGCGGCAAGAGAAAGAGAUCACCGUCGACGGCGUGAAGAAGAAGGCAUCGUGGGCUCAGUGGUUAGAGCACACAGGGAAGGACAUUGAGUAUUAUUCUAUGGAGACACAACGCUCGACUAUGCAUCAGAUACUUACCCAAAAGCCUGACCCUUUCAUGAUAGAUACGCAACUGCCGCAGGAAGUCCACGAAGCUAUUCACAACGCUAGUUUUGCCCCGAAACCCCUCAGCGCGAUGGACUGGACCGCUCUCGCAGGAAGUGACGAUAGUAUCACUUUCCAGCUCGAACCGGCUCCUGCCGAGGAAGAUGAAGAUGACGAGGAACUCCCUCUAUUCGAGCCUCUACUGCGGAUGCCCUCAUCGCCGCCGGUUACACCCUCACCGCCGCGGCUGCCGUCUUUGCCACCUGGACCCCCCUCCACGCCGUGCCCGAUACGGCCUCAACACCACAUAUCAGGAAUACAGAGGAUCACGGGCAUCAUCACACGAGCAAGGGCCGCACAAGAAGCCAGCCCGGAGGGCUAA